Messenger RNA from Molossus molossus (Pallas's mastiff bat), 2265 nucleotides. It is a transcript of the gene FBXL14, whose product is annotated as F-box and leucine rich repeat protein 14. Gene Ontology annotation, molecular function: protein binding. Lineage: Eukaryota; Metazoa; Chordata; Mammalia; Chiroptera; Molossidae. Gene Ontology annotation, biological process: SCF-dependent proteasomal ubiquitin-dependent protein catabolic process. Gene Ontology annotation, cellular component: SCF ubiquitin ligase complex. The record is from RefSeq and is a predicted model, not a curated record.
GUCCGUUGGGCCCCAGGCAGCGGCGGCGGCGGUCAGGGCGAACCGCUCUAGUCGCCUCCUCCCCCCCGGCUCCGCGGAGGGGGGAGGAGGAAGAUGGAGACCCACAUCUCGUGCUUGUUCCCCGAGCUGCUGGCCAUGAUCUUCGGCUACCUGGACGUCCGGGACAAGGGGCGCGCGGCGCAGGUGUGCACGGCCUGGCGGGACGCCGCCUACCACAAGUCGGUGUGGCGGGGGGUGGAGGCCAAGCUGCACCUGCGCCGGGCCAACCCGUCGCUGUUCCCCAGCCUGCAGGCCCGGGGCAUCCGCCGGGUGCAGAUCCUGAGCCUCCGCCGCAGCCUCAGCUACGUGAUCCAGGGCAUGGCUAACAUCGAGAGCCUCAACCUGAGCGGCUGCUACAACCUCACCGACAACGGACUGGGCCACGCGUUCGUGCAGGAGAUCAGCUCCCUGCGCGCCCUCAACCUGAGCCUCUGCAAGCAGAUCACCGACAGCAGCCUGGGCCGCAUAGCCCAGUACCUCAAGGGCCUGGAGGUGCUGGAGCUGGGGGGCUGCAGCAACAUCACCAACACCGGCCUCCUGCUCAUCGCCUGGGGCCUGCAGCGCCUCAAGAGCCUUAAUCUCCGCAGCUGCCGCCACCUCUCGGAUGUGGGCAUCGGACACCUGGCCGGCAUGACGCGAAGUGCUGCGGAGGGCUGCUUGGGCCUGGAGCAGCUCACGCUGCAGGACUGCCAGAAGCUCACCGAUCUUUCUCUAAAGCACAUCUCCCGGGGGCUGACGGGCCUGAGACUGCUCAACCUCAGCUUCUGCGGAGGCAUCUCCGACGCGGGUCUCCUGCACCUGUCGCACAUGGGCAGCCUUCGCAGCCUUAACCUGCGCUCCUGCGACAACAUCAGUGACACGGGCAUCAUGCAUCUAGCCAUGGGCAGCUUGCGCCUCUCGGGGCUGGAUGUGUCGUUCUGUGACAAGGUGGGGGACCAGAGUCUGGCUUACAUAGCGCAGGGGCUGGACGGCCUCAAGUCCCUCUCCCUCUGCUCCUGCCACAUCAGCGAUGAUGGCAUCAACCGCAUGGUCCGGCAGAUGCACGGGCUGCGCACGCUCAACAUUGGGCAGUGUGUGCGCAUCACCGACAAGGGCCUGGAGCUGAUUGCUGAGCACCUGAGCCAGCUCACUGGCAUAGACCUGUAUGGCUGUACCCGAAUCACCAAGCGCGGCCUGGAGCGCAUCACACAGCUGCCCUGCCUCAAGGUACUCAACCUGGGACUCUGGCAGAUGACCGACAGUGAGAAGGUCAGAAUCCUCCACAGCAACAUUCGAGACCAUGGAGAAAGAAACCCAGAGACCUUUAUCAAUUAAUUGUACUGUUUGUGAAUUUGUAUAAAUAAUAACAAAGAUCCUCUUAAAACGUUUAUAUUCUUACAGUAAAAGGUUAAACUGAUAUUUAUAUAAUAAAAGAGGAAAUAUGAAGUAUGUUUUUGAAAAAAAAACAAAAAACACCUUGUAUCUGUGAAUUAUUUUGAAGGCAGUGUGUGUUUGGGUACAUGCCAAAGUCAGAGGUGCUGUUUGUGUGCUUUCAAGUAAAGGAAAGAAGACAUAGACCUCGGGGCGUGCUAUGUGCUGGACUGCUCUGAUUUUGCCUGGUGGAGUUGCCUGUGCCAACCCAGCACACUUGGUACUAUGUAAAGCCAAUUCUUCCCGUUUGGGUGCAUGAGGCAGUAGGCUGGAGACCUGAACUGCACGGCACUAGGAUGGGGUAUGUUUCGCAUUCCCCCCAAUAAAACAACAGAAGUGAAUUCCUCUGCCUGCUGUUCAUUAACGUAGAAAAGUGGACAUUUUUUUAAAAAGACAAGUUUUUAUUAUCUCCUAUUUAAUUAUUUGAAAGGCAAAGGCCACAUAUCCUUACACGUUUGCCUUUCUUUGUGGUAGUGGAAAGUAGUCUCAACUACAAGGAGAAGAAGAAGGUCUCUAGCGGCACAGGUGAGACGGUCAGGGAUGUGAAUGGUCUGCUGGAAGAAGUUAGUCCUAACAGUGUUCAAUCUUUCUGUCUCAAAAUUUUUGUUUUCCCAAAUCUGGCAGAUUAUUGUACAUCUAAUUUCAUAAAUAGGGAAAGAGGCUGGGCAAGGGUGGAAAGAUCCUGCCUGGGUGAUACAAAGAGUCAGUAUCAGAACCUGGGCUGCUCCGGACAGGAGUGAGCACAUCCCGAGGGAUCCAACACCCAGGUAGCGCUUUGAUCUUUCUGAGACAUUGCAAAGCACUGCCCUGAUCCUU